AUGCCUGCAGUUCCACAACGGAAGCAGAUUACUCAAGUCACUAAGGAUGAAGAAGGGCAAUCUUCCUCUUUCUCUUUACCAGUGUUGUCACAAACGACAUCUACGGACAGCAGUAGCGACAGUGAGGAUGACGAAACCUCCACCACGUUUUCAUCUGCUAGUAGCGCUAAUGAGGAAGAGAAGGAAUCGCCCAAGCAGACGGCCGCACCGUCCUCGGCACCCAAUUUAAGUGGAGCUCAAUCCCAGACUACUCAUACAAAUGUAAAUCGCAUUAUACAGCUCAACCCGGAUUUGCGAUUUGAGCGACCCGACAACGAGUAUAUUCCCCUACCGCGCGUGCAGAACACUUCGCAAGUGUCUUCUUUCUUGCGUUGUAUUCUUAAUGACCGUACCCAUUACCCCGAAGGUUGCUAUCGUAUGGUCGACUACUUCCGAGCGGCCGUUGAGCUGUUUUUGCAACGCGUGAGGCUAGAGUACAAGCAGCAGGUGGAGAUGGCGCGGCGAAAUGGAAAUUCGAUGACGCGCUUCAUUUGGCGGAACAAAGGUGAACUCGCCGUCUACUUUGCCUGCUGCUGCGACAUGCUAAAGCUGCUCUACGACUCCCUUCAGCCCGGCCCAAUGAAGCCGUUGUGGAGCGCCUUUGCGCAGCAGCUCGCCCCGUUGCUUAUUGUGGAGAGCCACCUCCCGAGCACGGUCUUGACGGAGCACACCUAUCAUACGAAGUACAUGGAUUGGCAAAAGGGCGGCACCCGAUACGUGGGAGAGCACUCCUCCGCCAACAUUCGCUUUCCCUCCGCCCAGGAACGGCGGCUGAAAAUCGAAGCCUAUCUUCGCUCAGGGACGGGGUAUCAAAUGGAAACGGGGGGGGUCGUAGAUCCCCCCGCAGGAGGGCGUCCAGGGCCCUCCCUCCCUCCUGCCACGCGGCCUUCUCCCGUCUCCAGCCGCGCUCUUCCCCCUUCCUUGACGGUGGUACCCCCUGGUACGCGGAUGGAGGUGAAGACAAUCCCGCCCCCUCUUUCAGGAGGAAAACCUCCCCCUUUCAUCCCUCCAUGGGGUUCAGCAGGGGGCGGGAGGGGGGAGGGCCCCGGCCCCGUCAGAGGAGGGGGGAGUCGUGCCCUGCCGAGAAACCCCACGCCCCACCCCCCUGCCGCUCCGGUUGCGGUGAAGCAGAUGCCGGAUGAGAUGCGGCACCUCUUUUGGCUUUCUGCCCUCGCUCACAUCAAAGGAGGAGAGGCGGGGGCGUGCUUCCCCGACGAGCGCGCGGCGGCGAUGCCCGGGUUUGUGAGGGUGUGUGAAAUCACCCGGCUGCCACGGGAGAUCUGUGUGCUGGUGGACAUCCUGGCCGCCUCGAGUGAGGGUAUUCAAACUGUCUUUGAGCGUCUUGGGGGGAUGAUCAUCCUCAGGCGUUUUGUGAGCGUCUUGGUUCGCGAGCGGGAUGAACGAUCCCUUAUCCAUGUGAUUCGGCAGCUUGUGCAAUUCAGGGGCCCAUCGUUUUGGGGCAUCGCUUCUCAGAAGGCUUGGCGGACCAACGACACCAACAAGCUCACGGAUGACCUGACAUGGUUGCGGGGACUGACGUUGAUUCCCAUCGAAAGCCGAGCGGCAUGGGGAGCAUUAGUGUUGGUGAUGGAGGAAAAGUACAUUUUCAAGGCCUCCCGAGAGGAGAUGGAGGAGACGCGAAAGCGUAGCCGUGCGAAUGAUCCACUGGCCAUUUCCACUUCGCCCAUGACAGGCGGCCUGCACUCCACCCUCAGCGAUAACUGCGAUUUCCAGCGCUGGAAGCUGCCUCGCGUUAACACAUUGGCCGCGGUUCGGCUUCCCGUCGAGUUACGGGCCCCGCCGUUCUCGUCGGAUCUUGAAAAAGACACCAUUGAUUUCAUAAAUACCAAAAAGAAUUAUGCGAUGUCCAUGCAGGAAGAAUGGAGGGCUCGUAUUUUGGCUGCAGUUCGCAGUAGACAUGUUGAUGAAGAUUGUGUAUCAAUUCCGUUAUGGUAUGACCCAUUUCAACUACUGGGCAUAACCCAAUUAGAGUAG
Messenger RNA from Phytomonas sp. EM1, 2034 nucleotides. The record is from the annotation of a GenBank genome assembly. Lineage: Eukaryota; Euglenozoa; Kinetoplastea; Trypanosomatida; Trypanosomatidae.